This is a messenger RNA of Nezara viridula (southern green stink bug), 3262 nucleotides long. The record is from the annotation of a GenBank genome assembly. Lineage: Eukaryota; Metazoa; Arthropoda; Insecta; Hemiptera; Pentatomidae.
GUGCAGUUGGGUUUCAGUGAUUGAGGCUGUGUCUAGUCCGUCAACCAAGAAUGGAAGGGAACCUGAUAUACGACUACCUGGUGUUCGGGUCCCUCAUUUUGGGUUCCAUAUCUGUCGCCUUCUAUGGAAGAUUCUCGGGGCCAAAGGAGAAGACGAAGAACGAUUAUGCCUUUUCGUCAAAGAGUAACAUGUUCACCAUGAUGUUGUCCAUCGCAAGAGGUUUCCUGGGAGUUCGCGUUUUCCUAGGAUAUCCAUCCGAGUUGUACUACAGGGGCAGUUCCAUGUGGGAGAUACUCUAUGGGAUGAUUUUAGCAUACCCAUUAGUCUGCUUUUUUUUUGUACCUGUGUACUACAGCCUCAGCACAACAUCAGUUUAUCAGUAUUUGGAUCUGAGGUUCAAAUCACGCCUUGUCCGAUGUCUUGCUUCUGGUACCUAUGUCUUCAGAAGUAUCCUCAAUCUUGGAGUAACUGUUUUCACCCCUUGUGUGGCUUUGAAGACUGUCAUUGGACUUCCGUAUUGGGCCUCAAUCUCAGCCAUUGUUUCCAUUUCCAUAUUUUUUGUGAUGAUGGGAGGUUUGAGGACCGCAAUUUUGGCUGAUGUGAUCCAGCUGUUGGUUAUGCUUGGCUGUAGUGUCGUUAUUCUCAUUCAAGGAACAAUCACUGCAGGAGGCGUAGUGAAUGUUGUUAAUACAUCUUAUCAUAAUGAUCGGUUAGACUUCUUCAACUUUGACAUGGACCCUACGAUCAGAGUAACUACUGUCUCUGCUAUUAUUGGGCAAUUAUUCAUGUCUCUUUCAAUAUUUGGCUGUCAGCAGAAUUUUGUGCAAAGGUACUGCAGUAUGUCUUCUCAAAAGAAAGUUACACAGACUCUUAUGGCAAAUAUACCAAUCAUGACACUUCUAUUCUCAAGUUCGUGGGUUGUUGGUAUGGUUAUCUAUGCCAAUUAUGCUGACUGUGAUCCUAGAGCACUUGGUUACAUCACAAACAUAGAUGAAAUUCUUCCAUUCUAUGUCGAGGACAAAUUUUACUUUCUGCCUGGAUUCCUGGGGCUAAUAAUGGCCUGUCUUUUCAAUGGAGCUAUGAAUUUGUUGGUUUCUAAUCUUAACUCCUUGGCUAUUGUCAUGUGGGAAGACUUUUUCUUCUUGAUUCCUGCCUUUAAGGAUAUUAGUGAGAAAGCCCAGUUAUGGUUUAUCAAGGCUCUUGGUGCAGUCUGUGGGCUGAUGAUUUUGGGUAUCGCUUUUGUUGUUGCUAUGCUGUCAGGUGUGAUAGAAGCAUCCAUGCUCAUGACAUCCGCCACUAGUGGACCACUUUUGGGUGUAUUCUUAUUGGCUAUGUUUUGCCCUCCGGCCAACUGGAAGGGAGCAGCUUUAGGAAUGAUCACCAGUCAUGCUGUAGUUAUGUGGAUAACAUUUGGGCACCUUACUGUUGAAAGACCUCCAAUUCCUCUUUUGCCAGUAUCUGUGGAUGGUUGUACCAACACGACAUUCUCACCUAAUGUUCCUCCACUUCCCCACCAUACAGAUCCUGUUUGGACAGAGGACUUUGAUAUUGAUCCAGUUGUCAACCCAGCAGCUCACGACAAUGACUUUUUAACUUCUAUUUACCUAGUAACAUACAUGUACUAUUCACUGUUGGGAACCGUGAUAACAGUUGUUAUUGGUCUUCUGGUCAGCCUCGUUACCAAAUCAGAUGAAGAUAGCUACGAUGAAAAAUUAGUUCAUCCAUGGGCAAGAAAAAUCUAUAAGUGGCUGCCAGGAAAUAAGACAUGCUUCAUAAACAUGGAACAAUCACAGACGAAUCCACAUUCUGUAGACUGUGAAAUAUACAAACCUAAAACAAAUAAAAUUUAAGCAAGAAAAUAAAUUUAGGUGCUCUCACCUGUGAUAAAUCAUUCCAAUGUUUAGAGCUCGUUUAGUGCCUUUUGAAUUAACAGUUAGGAUACUCUGUGUAUUGAUGUUGUGUUAGGAUAACUAAUAGAUCAUUUUUCAUAUUUUCUUUUAAUUUAUUUUUUUUUUAGUUUAAUUUUUCUACACUUUCAUUUUAAUAUUAUAAAUAACUUCAUUUGACGGUACUGCGUCAAAUUAUUAUUUAAGUGCCAUCACGAUUGAUCGCAUUUUUUUCGCUGUUAUAAUUUUAUUUCUUAAAAAAGCUAUCAUUCGUUUUGGCUAUUUAAACUAGAUACUGUCAAAAAUAAAUUUUGAGAGACAGUAAAGAUUUCUCUAAAUGUAUUCCAGAAACAAUGCCACAGUAGUCCAGGUGAAGUUACCCUAACAAAAUACUCGAAUAUACUUUGACCAGUAUUAGACUCAACUUAUCUAAUUAACUAAUUGAUUGUUAUAAUUGUAAAUAUAAAUUUUAGGUCAGCAAGUAUGACCAGUGAGUGUAUAAACCUUAUAUAUAUAUAUAUACAUACCUGUGUCAGUGUACUAUAUUUAAUCUAUAAGAUAAAGGUUAAGAUGCAUCAGAAUUCAUAAGAUGCUGCCACUAAUUGUUCAUAAUUGUUAGAAUGGAGUGCUUCCUCAUUUUGUAAAAUCUUAUAAAAAAGCAAUAUAGUUGUAUAUGUGGAUCAAAGUUCUUGCUGGACAUGCCUGCAUCCUUAAUGUGGUAGGAUAUGACAAUAUUUUAAAUCUGUAUGGGAAAAUAAGAAUUUAGAAAGUUUAUAUGACGAGAUGACCAGUAGUUCAUUGAAAAUACUCAAUUCACAAUUGUUAACUUUUUAACACCAAAAUGUCUUUUUUCAGACAAGGGUGAAAAGUUUUCUUAGUUUACGCCAACCAAUAUACUGAUUAGAAAAUGUGACAAAUUUGAUACAGAUAUUAGUGAAAAAAAUGUCAUUUUAUUCUGAUAUGAAGGCCUUAUAAAUUCUGAUGCAUAAUAACUACAGCCUAAGUGUAAAUAAUACCUCAGGAGAUUGUAAACUGAAUUUGUUAAGCUAAUAUUUGUAAUUAGAAGUAUAUACAUAGCUUUAAGUUAAGUAGUUUGUUCCUUUCUAUUGUGAAUUGUUUUCUCUUUGUAUACUUUUUAUUUAUUUUUGGUCCCCUUUCUUUUGGAAAGAUCGUCUAUUUUUUAAGGAAUUUACAUGAUAAGAGACUGAUGUUUUAUCAGUAAAUGAUUUCUUUUAUGUAUGAUUAUUAUAUAAUAAAAGAGAUCAGUUCAUGGCCAAUGAUGGAUAACAAAUAUUUUUGAAGACACAAAUAUUUAUUUUAGUUUUUGUUGAUGAUUCAUCAUUGGUUAUUGAACAAAAAAAUAAAUAAAAAAUUGG